This is a messenger RNA of Micropterus salmoides (largemouth bass), 2626 nucleotides long. RefSeq names its product BRISC and BRCA1 A complex member 1 (gene babam1). The record is from RefSeq and is a predicted model, not a curated record. Lineage: Eukaryota; Metazoa; Chordata; Actinopteri; Centrarchiformes; Centrarchidae. The transcript is spliced from 9 exons. The coding region runs from base 127 to 1254 and encodes 375 amino acids. Gene Ontology annotation, biological process: protein K63-linked deubiquitination; double-strand break repair; mitotic G2 DNA damage checkpoint signaling. Gene Ontology annotation, cellular component: BRCA1-A complex; BRISC complex; nuclear body.
CGGUAAGGAAGUCGUCCGACCAAAACAAAUGUUAGCUCGUUGUUGAAAUAUUUUGCAACUUUCAAUGAGUUCCAACUUAUUUGAAUCCUAGAAGUUUCGCAAUACUUAUCACCAACCCGUGUAUUCAUGGAAAUGCCAGAACCGGGCCCAGCAGAUGGAGAGGAGCGUCUGGUGGAGCUGCGACCUCGUACACGCUCCAACCCUGAAGGGGCCGAGGACCGUCGCAGCAGCACGGGCAGCCUUGGAGGAAACAGUAACCCUAACAUACCUCAGCCCGCUGUAGGAAGUCGUGUUGAGGGGGAGGGCGAGGCUUCAGCCAGCGACAGUCCUCCGAGUUCCACCACUACAACCGUCUUAGCAGCUGCAGCUCAGACUGGAACUCCUGCAGCAGCCGCAGCAGUGGCUGCAGCCAGUGCCACAGUGCCACUAUCCACUGCAGCAAAAGAGAGGCCAAAAACCACACAGCAGCAACCCACAUUAACAGCCUCCAUCCCACCACCAGCAGAGUACCAGCUCAGAGUUCCCAGAGUCAACUGUCCAGAGAAAGUGAUCAUCUGCUUGGACCUGUCUGAAGAGAUGUCUUUGCCAAAGUUGGAGUCUUUUAAUGGGACUAAAACAAAUGCCCUGAACAUUUGCCAGAAGAUGAUUGAAAUGUUUGUCAGAACUAAACACAAAAUUGACAAACGGCAUGAGUUUGCCCUGGUAGUAGUCAAUGAUGACGCUCUGUGGUUGUCAGGCUUCACCUCUGACCCCAGAGAGCUGUGUAGCUGUCUGUAUGACCUUGAGACCAAUGUGUGCGAGUCCUUCAUAGACCUGGAAGAUCUUCUUAAUGUCAUUCGUCAGAAGAUCGAGCUGCCGCUGAUGGAGAAUGUCCAGACCGUCCCUCCUCCAUAUGUGGUGCGGACUGUGCUCAUCUACAGCCGUCAUGCGGGACAGCUUCAGUUCAACCCCUCUGAGGCUGUUAGUAAAAUGCUGCAGUCUCCAUAUUUUUUCUUUGAUGUGGUCUACCUACACAACGGGGUGGAGGAACAGGGGGAUGAGACCAGCUGGAGGGAGAACUACACCUCUUUCUGCAACCUGGACACAAAGGGCAUGUGCUAUCGCUUUGAGGUUUCCCUGAGUGGACCCGCCAUCGAACUGCACAACUGCAUGGCCAAACUUCUGGCUCACCCUUUACAAAGACCUUUCCAGAGCCAUGCGUCAUACAGCCUGCUGGAGGGGGAAGACCCCCAGGACAUUGAGGCAACGGUCUAAAAUGGCAGGCACUUAUAAAGCCCUGUUUCUCUGUGAAGUUCACACACUGUAGUAAGAAAAGAGCAGGGCACAAGUACAUCUUAUUACUGAGGGGUUUUUUUCAAUUAACAACUGUAGAGCAAUAAUUUAAGAAUAUUUUGGAAAACCAAGCAUACUUCUAAAGGAAGACGAGGGUCUUCACCAGAUUGCUAUUAACUCAGUCAUUGUGUUUCCAUAAAACAUUGGACAAGUCAUUGAUUGUUCUAAGUUGGGGAAGUAAUAAAAUUAUCUGGUUGUUAGCUCUAAAACUGCUGGAGGUCUACUGAGAAUGAGAUGAUGAAGUGGAGGUCAGAGAGUCCAGGAGCAGGGCACUAGUUGAAGGAGAAGAUAAAGAAAGAAUAAAAAAGGAAUAUGUCGUGGUUAAAGCAUUGUCUAUUGGCUAUGUUAAAUUAACUCCCUUAACUUUUGUUUUUUCUUCAAAAUCUUACACCACACUUACCCGGGGCAACUUUUUGAGCAAUGUUGCUGGGCAAGUCUGACUAUGUUUUGAACGGAUGGAGUGAGCGGGGAUGGAGGGGGUGUGAUUACAGUAAUAAUUUUUACUCAUUACCAUUGACGCCAACAUGGCACAACAACAUUGCUCUAAAACUAGCUCCGUAUAUCAUCAGCUUAAGUCUUAAAGGAUGAAAUCAGUGCAUACCUGUGACAGUUUUCUGUAACUGGCCUUUUGAGUGAUGAACUGUAAUAUAAUUUACUGUAUCAUGGAGAGGUCACAACUUAUGUAACUUUGGCUUUCCUUUUAGUUGGUAAUUUCCACCAUUUGUUGCCUGUUUUAAUGUAUAUGUUCUAUUUUUUUUUCAAUGGUUUGUACAGAAAUGUAGAUGUGGCUCCUCUUUUGACAAUGAUCUCCAAGACAUUGAUGGAUUCAUUGUACAAAAGGGCCCUCGUACUGCCAGUCUAACUGCACUUGAAACACAUUGUACAGUUCUUUUUAUUUUGUUUUUUUUGAAGGCGUUUCUGGAUAUUAAAAAAAAGGCACAUUUAAUCAUAUUUUGUUUUUUCUACCUUUUGGUCAGGAGAUGGCAGCAAAUUCUCUCUAGAGGUAACUGAAUUAAAAGGCCUUGACAAAAAGGUUCUCUGGUCCAUGAUGGUAGAGAAUAGGCCAGUGUUUUUCUACAUCCUAUUGCAAAAGUGUCUGUUUAGUUUUUCUGCUUAAAGGUCCAGACAUAUUCGCUGUCAAGCUUCAUAAUUCGCGUCACUCAAUUCUGAAUCUAUGCCUAUAUGACAGCCUGAGUAAGCAGUUCUUGCAGCUUCCACUGAAACCGUAUCUGUUAUCUGCUUUUGGUCUGAAGAUUACUUCAGUAGUAAAGAUAUGUCUUUCUUUCACACUAAA